Argentina anserina (silverweed cinquefoil) is the source of this 1608-nucleotide messenger RNA. Its product is annotated as cell division cycle 20.1, cofactor of APC complex-like. Gene Ontology annotation, biological process: positive regulation of anaphase-promoting complex-dependent catabolic process; anaphase-promoting complex-dependent catabolic process; positive regulation of ubiquitin protein ligase activity. Lineage: Eukaryota; Viridiplantae; Streptophyta; Magnoliopsida; Rosales; Rosaceae. Bases 175 to 1521 code for a protein of 448 amino acids. The transcript is spliced from 4 exons. The record is from RefSeq and is a predicted model, not a curated record. Gene Ontology annotation, molecular function: ubiquitin ligase activator activity; anaphase-promoting complex binding; protein binding. Gene Ontology annotation, cellular component: anaphase-promoting complex.
UCUUAAUCCUCCAACUCGCUCAACGCUCGCAAAAAAGCCUUCAUCUUUGAUAAUAUAAUUGCUCUUGGUUUCUUGAAAUUAACUAUAUUUUAGUUCAAUAAUUUGCUCUCUGUUCUUGGUUUUGUUAUAUUGUUCAUAUUAUAUAGCUGUAUUUUGUGUUGUGGGUAUUAACAAAUGGAUGCAGGAUCGAACUACAAGUCUAACUCAAGAGGGCCUCUGCAAGAACACUUCAUUCAGAGAAAGACUUCUAGCGAGAAUUUGGACAGGUUCAUUCCAAACAGAUCAGCAAUGGAUAUGGGCUAUGCGCAAUCUAUGCUAACUGAAAGCAGGAAAGGUAAGGAAAACCCUGCUCUCAGUUCUCCAUCCAGGGAGGCCUAUCAGAGGAAAUUGGCAGAGGCUUUGAACAUGAACCGCACUCGGAUUCUUGCUUUCAAGAACAAGCCUCCAGCUCCGGUGGAUCUUUACCCCAAAGAUUUCUUCUCUUCUCAAACCCAGGAUAAACCAAUAAAGCCCAGGAGACACAUUCCUCAAACCUCUGAGAGGACAUUGGACGCUCCUGACCUUGUCGAUGAUUACUACCUCAAUUUAUUGGAUUGGGGAAGUGCCAAUGUACUCGCAAUUGCUCUUGCAAACACAGUCUACUUGUGGGAUGCGAGCACUGGCUCUACUUCGGAAUUGGAGACUUUUGAUGAUGAAACUGGACCUGUAACCAGUGUCAGUUGGGCUCCUGAUGGACGCCAUAUUGCCAUUGGACUUAACAACUCCGAAGUACAGCUUUGGGACUCAACUGCUAAUAAGCAGUUGAGGACGUUGAGAGGUUGCCACAGUUCGCGAGUAGGCUCAUUGGCCUGGAACAACAAUAUUCUUACUACUGGAGGAAUGGACGGCUGCAUUGUCAACAAUGAUGUGAGAGUUAGAUCCCACAUUGUUGAGACAUACAGAGGGCAUGAGCAAGAGGUUUGUGGGCUUAAAUGGUCAGCCUCAGGGCAGCAAUUGGCAAGUGGGGGAAAUGACAACCUAUUGCAUAUAUGGGACAGAUCAGUUGCAUCUUCACAAUCAUCGACACAGUGGCUUCACAGGCUUGAAGACCACACAGCUGCUGUCAAAGCCCUUGCUUGGUGUCCAUUCCAGAGCAACUUGCUUGCUUCUGGUGGAGGUGGAGGUGAUCGGUGCAUAAAGUUCUGGAAUACUCACACAGGUGCAUGCUUGAACUCAGUAGACACUGGGUCUCAGGUUUGCUCUCUGCUUUGGAACAAGAAUGAAAGGGAGUUGCUUAGCUCACACGGGUUUACACAGAACCAGCUGACUCUAUGGAAGUACCCAUCCAUGGUUAAAAUGGCAGAACUUACUGGUCACACUUCCAGGGUUCUCUAUAUGGCUCAGAGUCCUGAUGGUUGCACAGUGGCAUCCGCGGCUGGUGAUGAAACUCUGAGAUUCUGGAAUGUCUUUGGUGUUCCUGAGGUGGCUAAACCAGCUCCUAAAGCUUCUGAACCUUUUGCUCAUAUGAACCGCAUCAGAUGAUCCAGACUUAGUAUAUAUAUUUUUAAACUUACAGUACAACCAUCCAAGACGCCAAGACGGUCUUAGUCCCCCAUAGCUUACAUAUUA